Messenger RNA from Gracilinanus agilis (Agile Gracile Mouse Opossum), 4149 nucleotides. It is a transcript of the gene GCLM, whose product is annotated as glutamate-cysteine ligase modifier subunit. The record is from RefSeq and is a predicted model, not a curated record. The transcript has 7 exons. Gene Ontology annotation, biological process: glutathione biosynthetic process. Gene Ontology annotation, molecular function: enzyme regulator activity; glutamate-cysteine ligase catalytic subunit binding. Gene Ontology annotation, cellular component: glutamate-cysteine ligase complex. Bases 251 to 1072 code for a protein of 273 amino acids. NCBI's taxonomy places the organism in Eukaryota, Metazoa, Chordata, Mammalia, Didelphimorphia, Didelphidae.
GGAAACAGCAGCUCCCCCGGGCCGGGCCCAGACUCCUGGCGGUCACGGUCACGGUCACGGUCACAGUUCCUGCGGCUACUGCAGCCACUCCCGCCUCCCGACCGGGCCUCCCUGCGGACCCUCCCCUCGCUCCCAUCCCCUCCCGCGGCUCCUCUCAGCCGCGCUCGCAGACCCUCCCUCUCCUCUCCCUCCCCCCGGGUGGCCCAGAGCUCCGCCCGCCCCGCGCUCCGGCUCCGAAGCCGCCGCCGCCAUGGGCACCGACAGCCGAGCCGCUGGGGUCCUACUGCGCCGAGCCAGCACCCUGCACCUGCAGACCGGCAACCUGCUCAACUGGGGCCGCCUGCGGAAGAAGUGCCCGUCCAGCCACCGAGAGGAGCUACGAGAUUGUAUUCAAAAAACACUGAAUGAAUGGAGCUCCCAAAUCAGCCCUGAUCUCAUUCGGGAGUUACCAGAUGUUUUGGAAUGUUCCGUAGCUCAUGCAGUAGAAAAGAUAAAUCCGGAUGAAAGAGAAGAGAUGAAAGUUUCUGCAAAACUGUUUAUUGUAGGAUCAAACUCUUCCUCCAUGAGAAGCGCCGUUGAAAUGGCUUGCUCCGCCCUGGGCAUCGCGCAGCUGGAUUCCGUGAUCAUCGCUUCACCGCCUGUGGAAGACGGCGUGAAUCUUGCCCUGGAGCACCUGCAGCCUUACUGGGAGGAGCUGGAGAACCUAGUGCAGAACAAGAAGGUGGUGGCCAUCGGCACCUCCGACCUGGACAAAGCGCAGCUGGAGCAGCUGUACCAGUGGGCACAGGUAAAACCAAACAGUAACCAAGUGAAUCUUGCUUCCUGCUGUGUGAUGCCACCCGAUUUAACAGCAUUUGCCAAGGAGUUCGACAUACAGCUGCUGACUCACAAUGAUCCCAAAGAACUGCUUUCUGAAUCAAGUUUCCAAGAAGCUCUUCAGGAGAGUCUCCCUGACAUCCGAGCAAAUGAGUGGGUGCCCCUGUGGGUACUUCGGUAUUCUGUCAUUGUUAAAAGCAGAGGGAUUAUCAAAUCAAAAGGCUAUAUCAUACAGGCCAAAAGAAGGGAUACUUAAAUUUCAGUGGAGGGUGGCCUCCUGACUUUUUAUGGCAGAAAAGUAAUUUUUUUCCAAGUUGAGAUUCCCUAAGAUAGAAAAACCAAAAGUUAUAAACUUUAAAUUGUGUCAGUGAAGCAAACCACUCUUAUUUUGACAGUAUGUUUUAAGUACUGUAUGCUAUGCUUCCUUCCUUGUCUCCAGACCAAUUCAUUCCUCUACGAAACAUUGUAUUGUUUUAAUUAAACUAUUGUUUUCUAAUAGAAAUUGUCUAUAAAGAAAAUACUUACAACAUAGUCUUUAUUUUUAUGACUAAUAUAAAUCAAGAAAAUUGUUACUAGGUAUAUUUUGACCAUAGGCAUCAGGGUGAGAUAUAUAGAGAUAGAUAUGCCUAUCUAUCUCUCUAUAUAUUUUAUUUACCAAGAAAAAUUCAUUAAUCACUUCUUAAUUCUUAAAUAAGGAUCUUUAAGUACAGUUGUUAAAACUAAAACACUGGAGAAUAUUCUUCCUAUCAUUGAUUGAAAUUACAUCUCAAAGUAAAUAGAGAAGUUGGACUCUGCUAUAUACUAUAGUGUUUUUUUUCUUUUCAAUACAUGAAUUUAACUUUUUCCCUGGCACUCUGAUCCUUAUAUUUAAGCUAUAGUGAUUUCGCCUUGUUCUUGUGCCAUAUUUCUUCUUGCUUAUGUUUCCUAUAAGAACAAACCAAUGUAACCAAAAAGAAACUGGUAGCAUUCUUAAUCACAAAUGACAGCUUUUUUUGGGAAAACAAACAGCACUUGAUAAUCUUUACACCUCUUGAACCAUCUGGAAUAAUCUGCUGCCCCCAGAUGAUUUGGAUGCCCAGUUAGCUGAGUGCAUUAUGUGCCAUUCCCUACUAAUGAUCACCACCAUUAGUGUAAAUGACUACCUAGAAGAGGUGUCUAAAGGCCACAAAUAGGAUUUUUUAAAUGCCCUGAAUUCAGAGCCAAAGUCGUAUGUAAUAACUCUUUAAGGUAUGGUCCUACUAUUCAAAAACAAGGAAUAAAAUAAUAGCAUUUUAGAAUGGAAAGGACCCUAAAAACCAUCUAAUUACAUUUUAAUUAUUUGCUAUUAGUUCUUAAAACUAAAUUUUUUUCAUAGGCAGUAUUCCAUAAUAUAGCAAUUGAAUUUUAUUAUGUCCUAAAACUUUGUAUUAACCCAAUAUUCUUGGAAUCACAUUCAAUAUAUUUGGCUAAUGAACCCAGGGGAAACUGCAGACCUCAUUUUGCUUUAGCUUUCUCAGCUUAGCUAAAAAAGACCUACAUAUAAAUAUUUAAAAUAUCUUAUACAAUCCUUUCUAGCCCAAGAAUUUUUUAUGCCAGUAGAUAACUUAUUUAAUAAUAGUUACUGCCCUGUUGAAAUAAGAUAACCUAAUUUUUAUUCCUAGAGAUGUAAUUGUUAUUCUAGACUUUGAACUUGCUUGAAGCCUUAUAGCAUUUUAUAUUCACUUUUAAUAUAGUAUGUUCUCAAAAAUAAAACUAGUUUUAGAAAUGCUAAACAUUCUUCCCAUCUAACACAUCUUUUAAACAAAAAGUUUACAAUAAUCAUUUCAACCUGUAAAAUGAAUUAUUCUCAAAAUAUAGAGAGAAGCUAAAUGUUACAUUAAUUUUUUAAAUCUUGGUCUUGUAAAAAUUGAAAUUGUUAGAUUUGGUGUUUUUUUGUUUUUAGUUGCCUUGCUAAUGCUUCUGCUGAACUCUAGGUACAUCUUGCCCUCUUUUGCUUUGAGAUUUCUAAAGAAUAUAGACUCAUUUUGUGAAAGGGGGAUCAUGUGUGUCAUUUCUUAAAUGAGCUUUUUGUUCCUUUUGUUGCUGAAUAACAAUCUAAUGUAGCUUGUUGAAUUUUUUAAAAAGCCUUUCUAAUUUAAUUGUGCUUUAUUUCUAAAAUACUUUUUUCUAAAAAUAUUAGAACAUGUGAUUACCUUUCCAUUUUUUUUUUAAUAUUUAGGACUUGUUAGAGUGACAAAACUCCAACACUAAGAAUCAUAACACUACAAAAAACCUGAGUUUUAAAAAAUAGUUAUCAAUAUCAUACAUGAUUUGUUUCUGUGGGAGAUAUGGUCAGUGACCAGAAUAUAAAUAAUUUAUAUUACUACUUCCUUCUAAUAAACUAUAAAAGAGGCUAGCAAGGUGGAAAUUGGAUUUUUCAAACUACACUGAAGAUUUACUAUACUAUAACAUAACUAGCAGAAUUGUGGCAUUGUGUAUAUAAUGGGUCUGUCUUGAACCUCAUCCAAGAGUUUUUGGUUUCCAGAAUGACCAAAGUCUCAUAACAUUGAUUCUGAAGACCACAUUAUAAUAAGGCCCCAGUAUAAUACCUAAUUAGAGAUGCCAACUGAAAAGAAAUUAAGUUAAAUAAUAAUUGGAAGUUGCUAUUUCAAACUGUGGUCAUCAAAAGUAAGUCAUUUGAAUGGCUAAGUGUAAAAAGAUAAGGCAUUUUUCUCUAGUGCAUGAAUGUCUUUUUCCUAUUUCCUAGUAAUGACUGACAUAAAUAAAACUUUGUUUUUCUAGAAGUACUGAUUAUACACAGACCAUUCGAUUAUGUAUAUUGAUAAACAGAUUUUCAUUUUAACAUUCCUGCCUAUAAAAUGUUUUCUAUAUUUGGGCAAUGUAAGAAGGUGAUAUAGAAGUGACAUGCCAACAAGUAACUUUUCCAGUCAAGAUGUACAUUUAGAGAUCAUUUUAAACUAUUUAAUUGUGAAUUAAAACUCAUUUUAAUAGAUUGAUUUGUGUUCUUGCUAUCAUCUAGAUAUCCAUUUUGACCACAUUUUUUCCAACGUUAACUAUAUAAUGUAUCAGAGCUUUUUUUUUCUAUCAGCAGAUUUAUUAAGUUGAUAAAGGGUAGUUUAGUAUGCUAGUGUGGUAUUUUAAAAAAAAACAUGUAACAUGGCUUUCAUGAUAUUUUUAUAGUUCUUCAGAAUUAUUAAUCUAUUUAAAAAAGGGGAAAUGCUUUAAUUUAGAUAGUCCUGCAUUUUCUUGCUAUAUCUCUCUUUAGAGGUGUGCUAUGAAAUAAAACAUUACAAUAUUUAUAAUAGUUUUUAAUUUUAUUUCAUGAAUUUAAUUAAAAUAAAAGUGUGAACUGAA